Thelazia callipaeda (thelaziosis nematode) is the source of this 336-nucleotide messenger RNA. NCBI's taxonomy places the organism in Eukaryota, Metazoa, Nematoda, Chromadorea, Rhabditida, Thelaziidae. The record is from the annotation of a GenBank genome assembly.
AUGGUGGACAGUUUGUCGAAACCGAGCAGCGUGAUUCUAGAAGAUGGAAGGCAUGUUGUACUGAAAGUAAACAGGAACGAAGACUUCGAAAUGCCUUCUCGAGUCAAUCCUUGCCUCAAAUACUGCAUUUUCGCCCUUUCCUACGUACUACUAAUUAUUGCCAUAGGACUAUUAAGUCUAGGCUUUUGGGCUCAAAUAGAAAAGUCUGGAAUAAUAUUUCAUCUACACAAAUUCGAUCCGAGUAAAGUUAUGGCGAUGUUUGAGCCCACUGUUUUAAUUAUAAUUACUGGCCUUAUUAUUCUGGUUAUCAGUUUUUGUGGCACUGUUGGUUUGUAA